This is a messenger RNA of Athalia rosae (coleseed sawfly), 2871 nucleotides long. It is a transcript of the gene C1GalTA, whose product is annotated as glycoprotein-N-acetylgalactosamine 3-beta-galactosyltransferase 1. Gene Ontology annotation, cellular component: membrane. Gene Ontology annotation, molecular function: N-acetylgalactosaminide beta-1,3-galactosyltransferase activity. The transcript is spliced from 6 exons. Lineage: Eukaryota; Metazoa; Arthropoda; Insecta; Hymenoptera; Athaliidae. The record is from RefSeq and is a predicted model, not a curated record. Bases 516 to 1619 code for a protein of 367 amino acids.
GUGAAGAGGACGGGUCCGCUUUCCUUUCUAUCUGAUGACUCGCCGUUUUUCUAUUAUCCAACGGGCUGAACCGUUGACCCAAGAUUAUUUUCGCACUCUCCAAUGGUUCGACUGAUCUCUUAUCUCCGCAGGCUAGCCGCAGGUCGUCAGUUCUCCCCAAUCUUUUACGCCAUGGUUCUCCCGCCAUCUCGGCGUCGUCAAGAAAGAUGCAGUUUGUGUAAAUGAAGUGGAGAUGCAGAGUUAAUUCGACUGAUGAGAAGCAGUAUAAACGCUUAUCAGUUUUAUCGCUCAAGGUCACUCUUGUAUUUUACGAUCGAAUAAUGUUUAUUAUUAGACGGAAUACCCGAAUAGAUCAGCUGGUGCAUCAAGUGUUUCGCCACGCUCCUCACCAGCCGAGUGUGCGAGACACCUAACUACCCAGCAUUUUUGCUCAAUGAACAGUAACUAUGGGUGCUGUUCUGAUCAAUCAACAUUUUAUCCUAUGCUAAAAUUUUACUGAAGAAAUAUUGACCAUAAUGGUGCAACAACGAGUACCAGGUCUGGAUGUGGGUGGCCGUGGUGGUCGUCGAUUUGUACUGACACUUGCUGCGGGAAUGGUUUGUGGGUUUCUUUCCGCUUGCUUGCUUCUUGCAGCGGCAAAUGAUGCUCCUCGCAUGUUUAAUUGGAUCACUGGCAGCUCUACGUUAUCUUCUAGAGAUCCUCAUCAUUACUCAGAUCUUGAAACAGAGGCAGGACCCGACACAGAGGUGAAGUUUCAUGGAGAUGACGAAGACUUUCAUAGAGGUGAAGACAAAGUCGCAAAAGAGCUGGCAAAAAAAGUUAGAGUCCUUUGCUGGGUGAUGACAGGGCCAAAAAACCAUCAGACAAAAGCCCGCCAUGUAAAAGCGACUUGGGGCAAACGAUGCAACAUUUUACUUUUCAUGAGUUCUGAAGAAGAUGCGAGCCUACCGACCGUGGCGCUUCCGGUAAAAGAAGGUAGGGAUAACCUGUGGGCCAAAACCAAAGCAGCUUUCAAAUACGCUUUCGACAAUUACAAGGACCAGGCUGACUGGUUUAUAAAAGCAGACGAUGAUACGUACGUGGUGGUAGAAAACCUGCGAUACAUGUUACAGUCUUACAGUCCCGAAGCUCCCCUGUACUUCGGGUGUAGAUUCAAGCCAUUCGUGAAACAAGGUUACAUGAGCGGAGGGGCAGGUUACGUGUUGAGCUCAGAAGGUCUGCGAAAAUUUGUAGAAAAUGGAUUAACGGACAAAACAAAAUGUCGUUCGGACAACGGGGGUGCCGAGGAUGUUGAGAUGGGAAAAUGUUUAGAAAAUAUAGGUGUACGUGCCAUGGACACUCGAGAUCCUCACGGUCGUGGACGCUUUUUCCCAUUUGUGCCAGAGCAUCAUCUGAUACCUAAUCACGUUGACAAAAACUAUUGGUACUGGAGGUACAUUUAUUACAAAACAAAUGAGGGUUUAGACUGCUGUUCCGAUAGUGCCAUAUCAUUUCACUAUGUAUCUCCAAAUAUGAUGUACGUACUUGAGUAUCUCAUUUAUCAUUUGAGACCCUAUGGCAUAUCGCACAGCAUCGAGAGUACUGUGAUGUCGCACUCGAGUGCUACACCUGAACACUAGUCCAAGAACAAAGUAAAAGAUUAAAUCAAAAGGUUAAAAGUCUUCGUCAUGCACUUUGGCAAUUAAUACUGCACAUGCACUAUAAUGUUACAUACUAGUCAUUUCGAGCCAACGAUUAAUUUUUCAUCUUUUUUCUUUUUACUUUUACUUACGUAUGUAAUCAGUGAGUACUUACAAUUCAUAACGAAACAAAUGAGCAAAAAGAUAAAAUACGUAUUGCGCUAAUCAAUUUGUGUUCAUGGUCAUCGUAUGAACCAUUAAAGACAGAGGGUAGGUAUUUUAAGGUAUGCAUUAUUGUUUUGACAAGCAUAAAUAGAAAGAAUUUAUCUUUUAGUUACUAUCGACGUACUGACAUACUAAACGUAUUCUUCUCCGAUUUGUCAACACAUUUUUUUUUUCACUUUUUGAUAGAGAGUUUAUGGAUAACGAAGAAAAAACAUUCAACCAGAUUGGUAGAAUUCUGCCUUUCUCUUUUAUGCUUGCAAAUCUGAAUUGCAAAACGCAGUUCAAAUGCAGAACGGACUAUAUAAUUAUAUAUACACAUAAAACUGUAUUUCGUAAUAUUAAUAUAAUAAUAAUAAUGAUAAUAAUCAUAAUAAUAAUAAUAAUAAUCCCAAUAAUGACAUACUACCCAUGUAAUAAAUACUAUAGAUACAGUGAGUGUGGGUGUGUGAGUAAAUUAAUUAAUUCAUUCAUUCAAUAAUUAGGGGGUUACGGGUUCCUAUGUACAGGUCAUAUUUGUACUAUGUGACCGACGCAGUUUUUCGAGCCCCCUUCUCCUCCCAUGUUUUCUCUCUUCAUAUCAAGUAUUUUAAUCGAUGAACGACCUUGAUCAAUUGGCUAAUCUCAGCGAUAACAUCGCUUUAUAAAUUAAUAAUAUAUAUAUAUAUUUUGUUAAAAAAACAAUAUUUUACACUACACGUAUGUUUACGGAGGUCGUCCAUGUUUAUUUUUUUUCUCUGUUUUUUAUUAUUCUAAUUUAAUUCGCAUACUUUGCAACGAUGCGCUUGAGAGUCUGACUAACGUGAUAACAAUCGACUCGUUGUCACGCGCACACGUCGCGUACUUGGGGCUUUUUUGAGGCAAAUAACAAAUUACCCCCGUAUUAUUAUUAUUAUUAUUUUUUUUUCGUUUCUUUACCUAUAUAAAAUUAUAAAACAAUGUAAUAUAUGUUAUAUUACUUGUCGCUAGCGUAAUAAAAUCCUUUGUACAAAAAUUUUAAUUUACAAUUAAAAACAUUUGGAUACGUAAA